This is a messenger RNA of Durio zibethinus, 1390 nucleotides long. NCBI's taxonomy places the organism in Eukaryota, Viridiplantae, Streptophyta, Magnoliopsida, Malvales, Malvaceae. The record is from RefSeq and is a predicted model, not a curated record.
AAUCUCACAAGAGGAAACAUAAAAAAUAAAAAAAUAAUAAAAAAAAAACCUCAGCUUAUGUUGCCAAAGCCAAUCUCUUAGGAUCACGCUUUUCGCAUUGUUUAGAAAAGAAAAAUGAAGAGGUCUCCAACUUCUUCUUCUUCUUCCUCUGCCUCUCCUUCAUCUUCUUCCUCAUCGUCUGAAUCUCCUCAAAAUGUAUCAGAGAAACCCAAGGCUAAAAGGCCAAGAAAACAUCAAAACUCUGAUCAGAAAUGCUGCUUGAAUGCUACUGCUAACAGUCCUAACUCUGGCAGAAGGAGCUCCAUUUAUAGAGGAGUCACCAGGCAUAGAUGGACUGGGAGGUUUGAGGCUCACCUUUGGGACAAGAGUUCGUGGAAUAACAUUCAGAACAAGAAAGGAAGACAAGUUUAUUUGGGAGCUUAUGACAGUGAGGAGGCUGCAGCUCGAACCUAUGAUCUCGCCGCCCUUAAGUAUUGGGGGCCUGAAACCACCUUGAAUUUUUCGAUAGAAAGAUAUGAGAAAGAGAUUGAAGAAAUGAAGAAGGUAUCAAAGGAAGAGUAUUUGGCAUCUCUAAGGCGGCGGAGCAGUGGAUUUUCAAGGGGAGUUUCUAAGUACCGUGGGGUGGCUAGGCAUCACCACAAUGGGAGGUGGGAAGCCCGAAUUGGUCGUGUUUUUGGGAACAAAUAUCUCUAUUUAGGAAUCUAUAACACACAAGAGGAAGCAGCAGCAGCAUAUGAUAUGGCAGCAUUAGAGUACAGAGGGGCCAAUGCCGUGACCAAUUUUGAUAUUAGCCAUUACAUUGAUCGUUUGAAGCAGAAAGGAAUUUUAUUUCUAGAUCAAACGCAAGAACAAAUCCCAGAUUUGCCUGAAGCUCAACGAGCUGAAGCAGAAGUCGAACCGAAACAAGGAGAAGAAGAAACUGACAAGCACCAACAUUUUCAGUACAUGCAAAUGCAGCUCCCUAUAUGUACUGACAAUGCGACAAUGGUUGGUAUGGAGACAACUGAUAGCAAUGAGCUAGCAUGGAGUUUCUACAUGGAUUCAGGGUUGACACCUUUUUGGGAUUCGGACUUUGGUCUCGAAAGAACCGAUGAAUUACCAAACUUGUUUAAUCACGAUACAGGGUUUGAGGAUAACAUUGAUUUGAUAUUCGGCAUAGGGCCUAAUGAAAGUGAGGAAAACCAGGAAUGAGUGUCGGAUGAUCCAGUUGGUGCUUCCAGGAACAAGGAAGAAGAUAAUGGGAAGGGUAGCUUGUUGUCUGAUUCUCCAUCUUCCUCAACAACCUCAGUUUCUUGUAACUAUUCUGUUUAAUGGUUUGGCAUUUUGGGUCAAGAGUUGGCACUGUUGGGAGUUUGUUGUUGGAAAUCUGUUGUGGGUGGGUGGUGGAAUA